UUUCAUUAGUUUGUUUUUUUUUAAAUAAUUAUGUUAAUCAACAAUUCAAAAGUGAUGGCUGAUUUUGAUUAUUUAAUUUUCAAUAAAUUUUUAUUUAUUGUUACUUUUGUGAGUUUCAAGUGAUUUCAGUGAGAAUUGUGGGUUUUUCCUUCUUUAACUGAGGGGUACCAACAAUUUUGUCCACGUGUGUACUGACUUUUCUCACCCGUUGUGCCAAGUGGACCUUAACUGUGUAGGUGUGCGCUGGCCGCCGGGUGAGCAUCAUGCCCGUGCUGGCCGGUGUGAGUGACUUUGAACAGCUGGCACGCUGUCAAGCUAGUUCCUAGCGGUAACUGUUCAGUGGAGGAAGCCGCCCUCGCCGUGGGAAAGGAGAUUGGAUAUAACAAUGUCAAAUCAGCCUCCCGGAUGAAUGGAGCGAUUGUGAUUUUCUUGUCCAGCACAGAGAAAGUUGCGGAAGCGGUGGAAAAAGGCGCUGAUAUCCAGGGCACAUACACACCUGUGCUUGGUGAGUCCUGCUAAGCGAAUCAUCAUCUCCAAUGCUCCACCGUUCAUUAGAAAUGACAUUUUAGUGAAAGAACUGUCCCGUUUUGGUCAAGUUGUGUCUCCAAUAAAGAUGCUGUCGCUGGGCUUUAAAUCCCCGCUCCUCAAGCACGUCAUCUGUCAUCGCAGACAAACGCUGAUGGUACUACGGGACAAUGAAUCUGAUCUUAAUGUUUCAUUUAGUUUCAAAAUAGAUGGCUUCAACUACAUGGUUUUCGCUACAUCAGAGACUAUGAAGUGUUUUGGGUGCGGUGCAGAGGGACAUUUAAUCAGGGCAUGUCCAGAGCGAGUGGAUGGCAAUGCGCCCGUGCGUAAUUACGCACAGGCUGCUGCUCCUGCAGCGGCCUCCGACGAUCCAAGUGUGGCGGAGCAGGUCACAGAGGCUGAAGUAGAUGAUCCGGAUGUUGUAGCUGCUCCUUCUGUAGAGCCCACGGACGCACCAUCGGGCCCCCCGCCUGCAGUGGCGGGUUCGAGUACAGACCUCUCCAUCGACGUCGAUCUCUCUCUCUCUCUCUCUCUCUCUCUCUCUCUCUCUCUCUCUCUCUCUCUCUCUCUCUCUCUCCCUCCCUGUCGCCGAAUCCUCCAGAGGCCGUGAAACCCCCUGAAUCCCCUCCUAAUUCCUGUACUCAGUGCCCCCCUGGAAAGCCUCCAUCUCUGUUCAGCUAGUUCGUCGUUCCUCCCUGCCUGGAUCAUCUACAUCUGCCCGCUCCGUCCUGCCGGCACCAAUCCUCCUGGAUCUCCGCCCCAAUCCAACUCCGUUGCCGCCAGGGAUCCAAAUACCAUCAGCCGCCACACUCAUCCCCCUCCACCGGACCGAAGACGGCCGCCGAUCCCCGGCUCACCAUCCUCGGAACCGAACUCAUCUCCAGAGUGGAGCAGCAGAACUCAGAGGUUCCCAGAGCUCAGUCUGUCCAGCAGCUUCACCUGGACUCCAUAUUCAUGCUGCUGGAGGACAACAUGGUGACUUUUGUGAAGAAGGAGCUGAAGAAGAUGCAGAAGCUUGUGAGUCCAGAUUACCCAGAAUGCUCCUCAGAGAGCCAGAGGGAGGAUGAGGAGGAGUUGGAGGGUGAUGAUGAAGAGCAGAGGAGCAGCAGAGAGAUGUUUGAGCAGAUCACAGUGUUGUUCCUGAGGAGGAUGAAGCAGGAGAAGCUGGCUGACUGUCUGCAGAGCAAACUUGCUGCUGGAGUUUGUGGACGUGAACUUAAACGUGGUCUGAAGAAGAAGUUCCAGAGAGUGUUUGAGGGCAUCGCUAAAGCAGGACAGCCGACCCUCCUGAAUGAGAUCUACACAGAGCUGUACAUCACAGAGGGAGGGACUGCAGAGGUCAAUGAUGAACAUGAGGUCAGACAGAUUGAAGCAGCAUCCAGGAAAGCAGACAGAGCAGAAAGAAGCAUCAGAGCAGAAGACAUCCUUAAAGGGUCACCUGGAAGAGAUGGACCAAUCAGAACAGUGAUGACACUGGGAGUGGCUGGCAUCGGGAAAACAGUGUUAACACAGAAGAUGACUCUGGACUGGGCUGAAGACAAAAGCAACCAGGACAUCCACUUCAUGUUUCCAUUGACUUUCAGAGAGCUGAAUGUGCUGAAAGAGAGAAAGUUGAGCUUGGUGGAACUUGUUCAUCACUUCUUUAGUGAAACCAAAGCAGCAGGAAUCUGCAGCUUUGAACACUUCCAGGUUGCGUUGAUCUUUGACGGUCUGGAUGAGUGUCGCCUUCCUCUGGACUUCCACAACAAUGAGGUCCUGACUGAUGUUAGAGAGUCCACCUCAGUGGAUGUGCUGCUGACAAACCUGAUCAGGGGGAAGCUGCUUCCCUCUGCUCGCCUCUGGAUAACUACACGACCUGCAGCAGCCAAUCAGAUCCCUCCUGACUGUGUGGACAUGGUGACGGAGGUCAGAGGGUUCACCGACCCACAGAAGGAGGAGUACUUCAGGAAGAGAUUUAGAGAUAAAAAGAAGGCCAGCAGCAUCAUCUCCCACAUGAAGAAGUCACGAAGCCUCCACAUCAUGUGCCACAUCCCAGUGUUCUGCUGGAUCACUGCUACAGUUCUGGAGGAGCUGCUGAGAAGCAGAGAGGGAGGAGAUCUGCCCAGAACCCUGACUGAGGUGUUCAUCCACCACCUGGUGGUUCAGACCAAAGUCAAGAAGAUCAAAUAUGAUGAAGGAGCUGAGACAGAUCCACACUGGAGUCCAGAGAGCAGGAGGAUGAUUAAGUCUCUGGGAAAACUGGCUUUUAAUCAGCUGCAGAGAGGAAACCUGAUCUUCUAUGAGUCCGACCUGACAGAGUGUGGCAUCGAUGUGGAAGCAGCCUCAGUGUACUCAGGAGUGUUCACACAGAUCUUUAAAGAGGAGAGAGGACUGUACCAGGACAAGGUGUUCUGCUUCGUCCAUCUGAGUGUUCAUGAGUUUCUGGCUGCUCUUCAUGUCCAUCAGACCUUCAUGGACUCUGGAAUCAACCUGCUGGAGAAACAACAACAAACAACAUCCUGGUGGCCGACACUGUUCAGUGAGAAAGUUGAUCCAAUAGUUUUCUACCAGAGAGCUGUGGAUGAGGUCUUACAGAGUCCAAACGGACACCUGGACUUGUUCCUGCGCUUCCUCCUGGGUCUGUCACUGUCGACCAAUCAGAAUCUUCUACGAGGCCUGCUGACACAGACUGGAAGUAGUUCACAGACCAAUCAGAAAACAGUGGAGUACAUCAAGGAGAAGAUCAGUGAGAAUGUGUCUGCAGAGAGAAGCAUCAAUCUGUUCCACUGUCUGAAUGAACUGAAGGAUGUUUCUCUAGUGGAGGAGAUCCAACAGUCCCUGAGAUCAGGACGUCUGUCCACAGAUGAACUGUCUCCUGCUCAGUGGUCAGCUCUGGGCUUCAUCUUACUGUCAUCAGAAGAACAUCUGGAUGUGUUUGACCUGAAGAAAUACUCUGCUUCAGAGGAGGUUCUUCUGAGGCUGCUGCCAGUAGUCAAAGCCUCCAAGAAAGUUGUACUGAGUGGCUGUAAUCUGUCAGAGAGAAGCUGUGGAGCUCUGUCCUCAGUCCUCAGCUCCCAGUCCUCCAGUGUGACAGAGCUGGACCUGAGUAACAACAACCUGCAGGAUUCAGGAGUGGAGAGUCUUUCUGCUGGACUGGAGAGUCCACACUGUAAACUGGAAGCUGUCAGGCUGUCAGGCUGUCUGGUCACAGAAGAAGGCUGUGCUUCUCUGGCCUCAGCUCUGAGCUUCAAGACCUCAAAUCUGAGAGAGCUGGACCUGAGCUACAACCAUCCAGGAGACUCAGGAGAGACGAUGCUGAGAGCUAAAGUGGAGGAUCCACACUGUAGACUGGAAACUCUCAGGGUGACGCCUGCUGGAGUCCGAUGGUUGACACCAGGUCUGAGGAAGUAUUCCUGUCAACUCACAGUCGACACAAACACAGUAAACAGAAAACUCAAAUUGUCUGACAACAACAGGAAGGUGACAUAUGUGAUGGAGGAUCAGUCGUAUCCUGAUCAUCCAGACAGGUUUGACUGGUAUCAGCUGCUGUGUGGAACUGGUCUGACUGGUCGCUGUUACUGGGAGGUGGAGUGGAGAGGAGGGGUUUUUAUAUCAGUGAGUUACAGAGGAAUCAGAAGGAAAGGAAACAGUUAUGACUGUUGGUUUGGACGUAAUGAUCAGUCCUGGAGUCUGUACUGCUCUGAUGUUGGUUACUCUGUCAGACACAAUAACAGUGAAACAUUCAUCAGUUCCUCCUCAGUCUCUGACAGAGUUUCAGUUUAUGUGGACGUUCCUGCUGGAACUCUGUCCUUCUACAGAGUCUCCUCUGACUCUCUGAUCCUCCUCCACACCUUCAACACCACAUUCACUCAACCUCUCUAUCCUGGAUUUGGGUUCUAUUCUGGUUCCUCAGUGUCUCUGUGCUGAGUUGAGUCUCCAGUCUCCUCCUGGUAGAGAAACAGUGUUGAACAGAUAGUUGAGUCUCUCCAUGACUCUGUCCCUCACAAACAUGUUUUCACAUUCAUGGAUUAAAUGUGUUUCUUUGUCAAAUCCUUCUAAAUGAUUCCUUGUAAACUUGUUCCUCUUCAAAGAUGGAAGUUGUGAUUAUUCCAGGAGCCAAAUGUGGUGUUUGCGUCUUUUUCCAGUCAAAUGUUGAGAGUGAAAAUCAGGAUGUGGUGUUCCUCUGACGCUCACUUGAACUAAAAGCAUUUGAGCUGCACAAAGUGUGAAAUGAGAGAAGAAGCAGUGAAUCUCCAAACUGCUGACAGACUUUCACACAUUAUUGUCCAGUGAAAAUCAGCUUUUUUGUGCAGCCACACUUGAUCCUGAUGUGAGUCUUUAAGUCCUGUUCUAGUGAUGAAAUGAGAACUUCCUUCAUCUGUAUCACUCUUUCCAAAGUAUUCUGUGCUCUUCUGUCAUUUAUGUCUUAUUGAUAGAUCCAUUUUUCAUUUUUACAUUAAAUAAGUGCUUCAAUGUUUUUUCAUCAGUUUUUUUUUCAGAUUCUGAAUUUCUGGUUUCAUCAACAAAUUCUACCAGAUGUUAUUUUUCCAUCAAAGCUCCCAUAACCCUAGCUAUCUCUGGAUAAAAAUGUUUUCAGCAUCGAUAUGAUUCCAGUAGAAUUUAAACCCACCAGGACUUUCCAGAUUACAUUGAACUCUGUAAAUUCAACAUUUUUUAUCCUGUUUAUUUCUAUAAAUGUUGUGUUUGGCCGUUAAAGGAGGUUUUCCUCACAUUGUGGUGUAUUUGAACCCUUUCAUGGUCUAAAUUCUUUGAACAGAUCUUGUGCUGUAAUCAAUGUCUAACUUAGUUUUUAUUUUCAUUGCAGUGGUUGAUUUUUCCUGAACAAGAUCAAUGAUUUUAAUACGUCUUUCUCCACUUUUAUUUGCUCUGCCUGUGGCUUUUAAACUAUUGUAACUUUCUUUUUUAUUCAAUAAAUGACUAAUAACACA
This is a messenger RNA of Acanthochromis polyacanthus (spiny chromis), 5453 nucleotides long. RefSeq names its product NLR family CARD domain-containing protein 3-like. The transcript is spliced from 8 exons. Gene Ontology annotation, molecular function: protein binding. The coding region runs from base 1480 to 4431 and encodes 983 amino acids. The record is from RefSeq and is a predicted model, not a curated record. Lineage: Eukaryota; Metazoa; Chordata; Actinopteri; Pomacentridae.